AUGGACCCCAACGCAUUAUCACCAGAGCUCCGAGAGAAAAUCCAAUGGGCCGGGAACGGUGUGUUGACGUAUCGUGAUGCGUACAACAAAAUGGAAAACCCACCACAACCGCAGCACGGGUACGGAGCACCUCCGGUGGAUUACAAUCCAUACGGGAAUGGCGCCUGGGCCGCUGGUCCUAGUAACGCGUAUGAGCAGUCUCAAUACGCCCCCAGCACUGCGUACUAUCCCCAGUCAUCAGCCUACCAAGAGACUGUGUAUGAAGCCGAGUCCGAAGUCGGGUCCGAGCAGGACACGGUCCGGGGUACCAAUACUAAUGGAUCUCGGACACUCGUUGGGGGCAGCCAGAGCCGAGCCGGAAGUCGACAGUCAAGCCGAGCGCCUUCAUCUUCACGGCCAAGGGGACCGCCCAGCCAAUCAUCAUGGAGGCCGCCCUUCGCCUCCCAGUUUGGGAGUGAUCAGGGCUCCGUCGCCUCCCCGAGCCGAACAGAGACGAUUACUCUGCCACUAACAAGGGCCAACCUAAGUGCCUUGUCAAAUGCGUCCCAGCGCAUGUACCCGACACCGUCGCAGCUGUACAAUAUGUCGCCAGCACAUUCGCCGAGCCCAGUCCCGCGCGGCGAUACGCGUCAAUACCGCGACCAAGCGAGCUCCCUGGGCCCUAGGAGGCAGAGUCGUCGACAAAGUACCACGGACAGUGAAUCCGGCGGGGCCCCCCUCUGGCCUUCGGGGUCGAGGAGACGUGGUGCUUAG
This is a messenger RNA of Daldinia vernicosa, 753 nucleotides long. RefSeq lists its product as uncharacterized. The coding region runs from base 1 to 753 and encodes 250 amino acids. Lineage: Eukaryota; Fungi; Ascomycota; Sordariomycetes; Xylariales; Hypoxylaceae. The transcript has a single exon. The record is from RefSeq and is a predicted model, not a curated record.